This is a messenger RNA of Microplitis mediator, 2275 nucleotides long. RefSeq lists its product as uncharacterized. The transcript is spliced from 5 exons. The coding region runs from base 626 to 1645 and encodes 339 amino acids. The record is from RefSeq and is a predicted model, not a curated record. NCBI's taxonomy places the organism in Eukaryota, Metazoa, Arthropoda, Insecta, Hymenoptera, Braconidae.
UUUGAAGUUUUGAAUAUUCAACAUUUUUUUUGCGGGUUAAUUUUUCUUUUUUAUUUGUUUAUUUUUCCUUUUUUUAAGUUAAAAAAAAAAUAAUUGUUUAUAGUUAAUAAAAUCUGUUGUUACACUACAUUAGUAUGUAUAAUAAUUUAUUUAAGUUUAAUUUUUAAAAUUUCGAGUGACGGUGCUGUAACUAGUCGAUUUGAAAUUAAUAUAAAAUAAAUUAAUUUAUAAAAUACUAAAAAUUAAAAGAAAUGAAAUAUAUGAAUUAUUUAUUAAACGAUUAUCUAUCAAUGAAAUAUUAUGAUGUAGUGUAUCAAUGGGACAAUUUAUUGUUAUUUCAUUUGUCAUUUUUAUGUCACGUUGUUUAAUUUUAUUUAAGAGAGCCAUAAGUCAUAUCUUCAUAACCAUAACAUAAAACAAAUAUUAUUGCAUUAAUAAUUAAUCAUGUGUCUAUCAUUCAUUUUAUUGCCUUUAAUUCAAUUUAUAUUAUAAAUUAAUAAUAAAUAGAUGAUUGUUUGUAUAAAUAUAUUUAAUCAAUUUUAAUAUAUAAUUUAUAAAUAUUGUAAAAUUUACCUUGAGACAUUUUAGAAGAAUUUAAUACUAUUAAUUUAUUAUUAGUAAAAAAAUGUCACAAUCUCAAGAUAAAAAAAAUUUUCGUUGGAGUGAGCCAGUAUUGCAACGUCACUUACCUUUAUCAUUGACAUCUGAAGACGAAUCCUCAUCAGUCCAACAAUCGCUGUCAACUUCACCUUUUGUGACAAAACACUCAGAGCAACAAUUGACAGCUGGCUGCUGCAUUUGUUGCAACGAUAAAAAUAUAAAAAAAAAUAAAUUUAAAUCACGAAUGGACAAUAACAGAAGUUGUAAUAAUCGUGGUGAUGAAACUAAAAGACUUAAGGAGUCCUUAGAAUUGCAGCUUAUUGCUAGUCAAGUUGAUGAGUCACUAUCAAAUGACAGGCAAAUGGCAUUGGUUAAACAUUUGGAUUUAGCAAUAAGCACUCUUGAAGCUUUACUACAUCAUGUACAGUCACUUCAAAUGUUAUAUUUAUCUGCUAGUAGAAUUUAUAAUUUAGGUCAUCAAUUAAUCCUCCCUUAUCCAUCCAACAAAAUAUCUUGUACUCAACUAACAGAUUUAACUUUUCAUCUUAAUCAAGCAGAGACUCAAAAAGAAAAACAACUGCGACAGUUGAAAGAAAUAAUCGAAAUUUGUUCAAUAGAUAUCACAAUGACGGAACAAUUCCAACUAAUAAUGAAAGAUCAUUUACUGCGCAGAGAAGAUUUAAUAAUUGCGGGGAAAAACUUCAAAAAUUUACUUGCUAAUUCAAAAUUAAAGACAUCGCAAAUUAAAAAAUUACUCUGGCAAUAUGAGUCUAUUUUGAAUAAAUAUCGGAACAGUUGUCAGAAUUUAGAUGUCGAGUUACCAAAAAUGAUUCGGAUACAAAUAGUCGCGCUGUCGCAAGGAUUGCAAAUGAUAAAUCAAUUUUACAAUGAUCAUGAUAAAAAUCUUACGAUAACAAUAUUUAAAUUUAUCGGGGAUCGUUUAAUGGAUAAUCCAAGUAAAGAAAUUUUGUCAUUAGUUACAGGGCACAAAAUCGAGCAGGAUAUUUGUCCAAAAUGUAAAGUAAACCGGGUGGAAAAAAAAUAAAUAUGUGUAUUCGGAUUCUAUUUGUAUUUUAAAAAAAAGUAUGAAGCCGUAGUUAUUGACUAUUGGAAUAACAAUCCAGUUAUAUAAAAAAUGCUCGUUCACGGUCUUUACGAGGACGGCUGUAUCUAUUUGAUUUAUCCAGAUUAAAAUAAAAUAAAAUUAUCGGUAAAAAUUUUUUUAUUUUAAUUAAUAAAUCAAUACAUCGGUCAUUACUAUAAAAUAUUUGCGGAGUGAACGCAGAGUGAAAUAAAAUCCGUAAUUAGUCUAAAUUUACUCCCAAUAUUUUAGUGUAACUGGGCUAUGCCCAGUAAUUCAAUGGACGAAAGCGGUUAUUUACUGGGUCGGAAUUUUACUCUGUUUAUAAUUAAUUUAUCAAGAACUGUUAUAAAACCUCGGAAAUUUUACGAUAAAUUAUUUAUUAACUCAACUAUAAAAGUUCGACAUGUUGUUGAAAGUAGCAGACAUUAAAAAUUUUAUUUAUUUUCAAUAAACAAAAUAAAUAUUGACAGGCAAAAAUUUCAAAAAAUCCAUCUGUAGAAUUUAAAAAAUUCUAUGACGACAGUUAACUUUGUAAUUAAAAACAGUAAAAUUUUAAUGAGUGUAAAUGUAACUGACAAUUGUAAAUUUUUU